Molecule: messenger RNA, 1032 nt
Organism: Ipomoea triloba (trilobed morning glory)
Lineage: Eukaryota; Viridiplantae; Streptophyta; Magnoliopsida; Solanales; Convolvulaceae
Product: serine/arginine-rich splicing factor SR45a-like
Exons: 7
Coding region: 86-751 (221 amino acids)
Biological process (GO): positive regulation of mRNA splicing, via spliceosome
Cellular component (GO): spliceosomal complex
Molecular function (GO): RNA binding
Source: RefSeq, a predicted model, not a curated record
ACUUUUCCAGCACAAGCUUUGUCCUCUCACUCUACCUUCCUCGCGAUUUAGGGUUUCUCCGUCUUGCAGAGACGAAACUUUGGAAAUGGCUGAUUCUCCUCGCAAAAGGUAUUCACCAUCUCCUUCUCCCUGGGAAGAAAAGUCUCGCUCUAGAUCCAGGUCUAGGUCUCGCUCUAGGUCAUGGUCAAGGCAAAGGGGAAGGUCCAGAAGUCGUGACAGAAAUGAUGCUACUAAUCCUGGAGACACACUCUAUGUGACUGGUUUAUCUACUAGAGUGACAGAAAGGGAUCUUGAAGAGCAUUUCUCUAAGGAGGGAAAGGUAAAAUCAGUGUUUUUGGUUGUUGAGCCACGGUCUCGCAUCUCUCGUGGUUUUGCUUUUGUAACUAUGGAUAAUGACGAUGAUGCCAGUCGCUGUGUCAAGCACCUCAAUCAGUCAGUUCUUGAAGGCCGAUACAUAACUGUGGAGAAGUCCCGAAGGAAACGGGCAAGGACCCCAACACCUGGGCAUUAUCUUGGGCUCAAGAGCAGCAGGGGCGAGAGUUAUCGUGGUGACCGUGGAGACCGUGGAAGGUACCGUGGCCACAAUGACUAUGGCUAUCGAAGGUCUCCAAGACGUUCUCCAUAUCGGGGUGGCCGAGAGCGAGAUUAUUCUCCUAGGCGUUCACCAUAUGGGGGAAGGUCAAGAAGGGAUCGGUCGAGGUCAUAUUCUCCUUAUCGCAGUCUUGAAAGGAACUAUGCUCGUGGUAGAUAGGACCCUUCGUCAUGGAUCUGUCAUAUUUUCUAGCUGAGUUUCUGUCUGAUUGAAGUCUGGUUUGAAUUUCUGAAUAUUGAUGCAUGUUUUGUGCCUUUCUGAUUGAACUCUUGAAGGUUUGAACUAAAAAAAUGGUAGUGACAACGAAGCUGAAUUGUUACAUUGUUGUUCAUGUACGGUGUAUCUAUAUAGUUAUUGUUGUGAUUCUUAUUUAGCGUAUUAAUGUAAAAUGGUUAUAUUGUACAAACUUUUUAAUAUUAUAUACCACACUUUUAAUCAAA